AUUCUGUUGGAGUCGCAUAUCGAAAGAUUCUCUAUUCGGAUCUUAGCGGCAAUGGCGGAGUGUAGUGCACGAGGUCGGGGCUUUUCUUCUUUCUCCCAUGCCCGAAAAGAGUUUGCAUCGUGCUCGUGCGCUUCUCUCCUGGGAGCGUCUUCGUACUCGAGACCCAUCUCUACCCAACUGAUGUCUUGUGAACACGGAUCAGUUCAAAUUUGUGCAGUUUCGGAUUCUGCAAAGGGUUUGGCUGAGUCGGGAGAGAGACUAUGAAACGCGGAGACCUGGGCAUAUUCAGCUACUUGUUUACAGCCUUUAAAUCUAAAUCGAGACCGC
Aspergillus fijiensis CBS 313.89 is the source of this 327-nucleotide messenger RNA. RefSeq lists its product as uncharacterized. NCBI's taxonomy places the organism in Eukaryota, Fungi, Ascomycota, Eurotiomycetes, Eurotiales, Aspergillaceae. Bases 52 to 264 code for a protein of 70 amino acids. The transcript has a single exon. The record is from RefSeq and is a predicted model, not a curated record.